This is a messenger RNA of Cetraspora pellucida, 443 nucleotides long. The record is from the annotation of a GenBank genome assembly. Lineage: Eukaryota; Fungi; Glomeromycota; Glomeromycetes; Diversisporales; Gigasporaceae.
CAACUUCGAAUGUAUCUGUCCCAACAACUUCAAACAUGCCUGUUAUUUCUUUCACUAUUCCAAAUGUUUUCAUUAUCCCUUCGGUUACUCACAAUACUCCUGUCACUUCUUUUACAGAUUUUACUAAUCUUCAUAUGCUGCUACAACAACAUUAUCCUUCUGUGCAACUAUUUAAUUCUUUAGUUUUAAACAAAACUAAUAAUGAAAGCCAUAUUUGGGACAAAAUUGUUUUGAAUAUUCAAGAUUCUACUUCAAGUAUUAUUUUAAAAGAGUGUUCCAAAACUUCGUUUCAACAAAAAUGUGAUUCUCUUCACCAAAAAUAUCAUAAUAUUAAAGAUAUUAUCAAAAAUACAGAUAUUCAAAGUUUGAUUAAAGAACAAACAAAUACUAUCAUCGAGACAAUCAAAGAGCAAUAUUUACAUACAUGUGAAGUUCAACAAUGA